AUGUUUCUACUUCGAAUAAUAGGUGGAGCUUGGAAGUCGUUGGGUGGAGCUUGGAAACCAUUGGGUGGAGCUUGGAAGCCAUUAGGCGGAGCUUGGAAGCCGUUGGGUGGAGCUUGGAAACCAUUGGGUGGAGCUUGGAAGCCAUUAGGCGGAGCUUGGAAACCGUUGGGUGGAGCUUGGAAGCCGUUGGGUGGAGCUUGGAAACCGUUGGGUGGAGCUUGGAAGCCAUUAGGCGGAGCUUGGAAACCGUUGGGUGGAGCUUGGAAGCCGUUGGGUGGAGCUUGGAAACCGUUGGGUGGAGCUUGGAAGCCAUUAGGCGGAGCUUGGAAACCGUUGGGUGGAGCUUGGAAGCCGUUGG
This is a messenger RNA of Ambispora gerdemannii, 358 nucleotides long. The record is from the annotation of a GenBank genome assembly. NCBI's taxonomy places the organism in Eukaryota, Fungi, Glomeromycota, Glomeromycetes, Archaeosporales, Ambisporaceae.